Messenger RNA from Patella vulgata (common limpet), 6052 nucleotides. RefSeq names its product multiple epidermal growth factor-like domains protein 6. The transcript is spliced from 7 exons. Lineage: Eukaryota; Metazoa; Mollusca; Gastropoda; Patellidae. Bases 143 to 4384 code for a protein of 1413 amino acids. Gene Ontology annotation, molecular function: scavenger receptor activity. The record is from RefSeq and is a predicted model, not a curated record.
UGAUCUAUUCUAUUAUUGCUGGAGCUAUUUAUAUCUCUUUAAAAGCUCUCACAUUUCUCUGUUAGACGCAUCAACACAUUUCAAUAACACACAGAAUUCAGUCGAGUCUGUUUAUACAGAUAGAUCUACGAGACCAGUAAGCAUGGAGUUGUGGAAUUUGUGCACCAUAUUAUUCAUAUCGGUCUCUCUGGCUAAAGGUUUAGAUCAAUGUGAAGAUUCGUCUGAUACCAACUUCUGUAAUGAAAAUAUUAACGACUGUACACCUAGUGAUAAACAAUACAAAUAUCCCAUGACUGAUAUGGAUGUCAUGUGCAUGAAAACAUGUGGUGUAUGUACAGAAGUUGGUUGCAGUGAAGGAUAUUAUGACGAUUCGCAGAACUCGUGUACGGCCUGUAGCGAGAAUUGCCUUAACGGAAGAUGUAAUCCUGACAACGGCUUCUGUACUGACGCAUGCGACGAUGGCUUUUAUGGCAACACCUGUGACUUCCAGUGUCCCUUGAAUUGUGGGUUGUAUGGUUGCUAUCGUUACACAGGGAUAUGUUAUUAUUGUGAAGAUGGAUGGUAUGGAGAAACGUGCGAUAUAGCAUGUGACUGCCCUCAUGGAUGUAACCAGGUGACGGGUGAAUGUGGUUGUCAAGGUGGAUUUGGAGAAGUAAGUUACUAUGGGACCGCGUGUGUUUUGGAAUGUAGUGCUAAUUGUCACCAUGGGUGUGAUAAGUUAACCGGUAGAUGUAACUACUGUAAUGAAAGCCUAUUUGGAGAACAGUGUGACCAGAUGUGUUUGGGGUGUGAUUUUGGCUGUUUCAGUGACCAGAUUGGCGGCACGUGUUAUUAUUGUGGAGAAGGCCAGGCGUGGGAUUAUUGUGAUCGAAUAUGUCCUGCAGGUUGUCAUGGAAACGUUUGUGAACGCAAUGGCUAUUGUCAUAAUUGCAAAGUGGGUUUCUUUGGUGAUUAUUGUCUUGAUUUUUGUCCUGGUAACUGCCUUGGCCCAUGCAAUAGAACUAACGCUCAAUGUAGGGAAUGUAUAGUCGGUUUUUAUGGUGAUCAUUGUACUGAGGGUUGUCCUGGUAACUGCCUUGGUCCAUGUAAUAAAAUUGACACUAAAUGUAAGGACUGUAAAAUCGGUUUCUUUGGUGACUUUUGCACUAAGAGUUGUCCGAGCAACUGUCUUGGACCAUGCGACAGACUUGACGGCAAAUGCCGAGACUGUAAAAACAAUAUGGCGGGCGAUUUCUGCAUUCUUCCUUGUAGCAUCGGUUGCAAAUCGAAUGGAAAUCAAAGGCGGUGUUAUCAAGAUGGUGCAUGCGUAUCUAAAUGUGUUGAUGGUUUCUACGGCAAAAUGUGUGACCUUGAAUGUGCAUGUAAGGUCGGGUGUGAUCAGAAAACUGGCGAAUGUAGCACCUGCACACCCGGUACCUAUGGUGAUAUAUGUAAUAGGUUAUGUGGCACUACAUGUGUUGAUGGGUGUAGUCCAACUUCCGGUCAGUGUCAUAAAUGCCAGAGUGGUUACUAUGGUGAACAAUGUAAUAUGUUAUGUAGAGCCACCUGUAGGAGUGAAUGUGACCAAAUAUCGGGUAAUUGUAGCAAGUGUAUUCGUGGUCACUAUGGUGACAAAUGCCAUAAUUUAUGUCGAGUUACCUGCAUUGAAGGGUGCGAUAAAGUAUCGGGUGAUUGUGUUUCUUGUAUUCAGGGUCACUAUGGCAGCAAAUGCGGUAAGUUAUGUAGAGGCACGUGUGAAGGAGGGUGCGAUAAAGAAACGGGGAGAUGCGUUCAAUGUGCAAGUGGUUUCUAUGGCGAAAUAUGCAAUAAAAAAUGUAUCACAAAUUGUAAAUGUCACCAUGAAAGUGGGGAAUGCAACGCUUGCGUGAGUGGUUACUAUGGUGAUGUAUGUAACAUCCCAUACGCCGCCACCUGUGAUUACGGCUGUGAUAGGGCGACAGGUAAAUGCAUCAGGUGUUAUACUGGUUACUAUGGUGACAUGUGCGAGGGUGUGUGUAACGCCAACUGUAAUGGUGGUUGUGACAGAGAGGGGGCUAAAUGUUACAGCUGCAUAAUCGGUUUUUAUGGUGACGAAUGUGAGCAUGAAUGUAAUUCCAACUGUUAUGGUGGAUGUGACCGGAAGGGAGGAAAAUGUAACAGCUGUAAAACUGGUUUCUAUGGUGAAACGUGCGAGAACUCGUGUAAUUCUAACUGUAUUUCCGGAUGUGACAGACUAGAUGGUAAAUGUGACAGUUGUGUCAGUGGUUACUAUGGAGAUACGUGCAAUGAAAUCUGCAGUUCAACAUGUAAAUCUGUUGUCGGUAAAAUAACUCCUAUUUGUUACCAGUCCAAUGGAACGUGCAUUGAAGGAUGUCAACCCGGUACAAGGGGAGAUAACUGUGGAGAUGAUUGUGAACAUGGUUACUAUGGUGAUGGCUGUUCUAGUAAUUGUGGUAACUGUUAUGAUAAUAAACAGUGUGAUUCUGUUACUGGCAAUUGUGGUAUAGAGGGAUGCAAGGAUGGUUUUACAGGACCAAAAUGUGACAUCGAGGCUGGAUGUGAGGAUGGGUAUUAUGAAGAUCCAGGUAACUCGUGUACUGCAUGUAGUAACAACUGUCAACUAGGCACCUGCAAUCCUGUUAACGGAUAUUAUACUUAUGGUUGUAUAGCUGGAUAUUACGGUAAUAACUGUGAACAGAAAUGUGAUACAAAAUGUUACAUGGAUUCAUGUUAUCCUGAUACGGGCAGAUGUUACGUCUGUAAAUCUGGUUGGUAUGGUGACAUGUGCGAUCAAAGAUGUAACUGUCGCAACGGAUGUAACCGAGAGAACGGAAGAUGCAACUGUCAGACACAUCAUCAUACCAGUAGUCAAAUAAGUUAUUACGGAUCUUCGUGUCGACAGAAAUGUAGUGAAUACUGUUUCUACGGGUGUGAUAAAUAUAGCGGUAGGUGUCACACGUGUGUUGAAAAGAAAUAUGGCGACAAUUGUGAUAAGAAUUGUUCAAAUUGCCACCAAUGUUACAACGAUCAAGAUGGUGGCACCUGUGAUAGUUGUGAAGCCGGGCAAUACGGAGAUAAAUGCGACUUAAAGUGUCCUGAAGGUUGUGAAGGUGGUGUAUGUUCAAGAGAUGGCCGUUGCCAUAGUUGUAAGUUGGGUUACUAUGGUGACCAAUGUACUGCCAGUUGCCCCAGUAACUGUCUAGAUUCCUGUGGUAGAAUUGACGGAAAAUGUAAGGAUUGUAAAUUUAAUAUGGCCGGCGACUUCUGCAAUCUUACUUGUAGCGAUAGAUGCUUAUUGCGGCAAAAUCAAAGGCGGUGUUAUCAAAAUGGUACAUGCGUACUGAAAUGUGUUGAUGGUUUCUAUGGUGAAAUGUGUAAUAUGCCAUGUAGUUCUAAAUGUGAUUACGGCGGAUGUGAUCAACAAACCGGAAAAUGCAAUCGGUGCAUUAUGGGUUACUAUGGUGACACAUGCAAUAUGCUAUGCAGAACCACGUGUGAUGGAGGGUGUAAACAAUCGCUGGGUGAAUGUAUUAAAUGUCAUAACGGUUACUAUGGCGCCAACUGCGAAAGGUUAUGUCGUGUUACAUGUGAUAGGGGAUGUGACAAAGAAUCCGGUAAAUGUAACUACUGUCUCCGUGGUCACUAUGGCGACGACUGUAGCAUAUUAUGUAGAGUGACGUGCGUUGGCGGAUGUGACAAAAUAGCUGGCAAAUGUAACAGCUGUAUGCACGGACACCAUGGUGACAAAUGUAAUAGGUUAUGUAGAGUUACGUGUGAAGGUGGGUGUGACAAAGUUACUGGUAAAUGCCGUGAGUGUUUGAGCGGUUACCAUGGAGACACGUGUGAUUUAAAAUGUGAUAAACAUUGCAUUUGUGAAAAGGACAACGGGAAAUGUAUAACGUGUAAGACUGGUUACUAUGGUGACAGUUGUGGCUACAAAUGUAGCUCCACGUGUGAAGAAGGAUGUGAUAGGACAAGUGGAAAAUGUAUAAAAUGUUAUGACAGUUACUAUGGUGACAGGUGCGAGGAGGUGUGUAAUUCCAAUUGUCAUGGUGGUUGUGAGAGAACGGGGGGUAAAUGUAACAGCUGUAAAACUGGUAACUAUGGUGACUACUGUAAUGAAGCUAGUAGUGCAAAUUGUAAAGAGGUAGACGGUACCACGACUCCGGCCUGUUUCCAGAAGAAUGGAACCUGUACUGACGGAUGCCAACCUGGCAGAAGGGGAGAUUACUGUGAGAUAGAUUGUGAAAAUGGUUACUAUGGAGAUGGCUGUUCUAGCAAUUGCGGUAACUGUUAUGAUAAUACACCAUGUGAUGUCGUCACUGGUAGAUGUGGUGCGGUAGGCUGCCAAGAAGGAUUUACAGGGCCAAAAUGUGACGUCGAGGACGUUCUGUAUACUGGUUGAAGACCAACUAGUUCGAGACUACCAGUGUUAUAUAUUAUCCCGCGUAGAAUGAAGUGAAGAGUGGAAUACUGAAACUGGAUUCAUCCUUCUGUCCGGCUUUCCUUCCGUUCUCGUCGUUUUUUCGGGGCAUAUCUCAUAAACCGUCCAAGAUAUCUUUAUAACACAUGAUACGACAUCAACUUAAACAUACAUUAUGCAAGAGCUAAAUCUGCCUAUUGCAGGUCUUUCUUUAAGCCUAAAAUGAUAUCUAUAUUAAAAUUAGACAUUAAUUAACUUAUCCAGACCAUAAUCAACUCUCGAUGUCAUGGCUAGCCUUCGAUGUUGGCUGGAUUAGAUUCCUAUAUGCCACUAACUGCCAUUGAUAAUUUUAAAAUAAAAAAAAGUGGAUAAUCGAGACUAUGCUGUUUAUAUUAAUGAUUUUAGUAAUGAUGACCGAGACUAUGCAAAAAAUUUCAACCGCUUCUUUCACGGCUCAUAGUGGAUCAAUUUGACUGAAAUUUUCAGCAAAUUACCUUUACACUAUCUAGUUUUUAACUAUUAUAGCGAGAACUGCCAUCUCUUUAUCUUAUCUCCCAUAAUGUAUCUUUAACUAUAACUAUGUUAAACAUCGUAUAACCGUUAUACGAUGUUUAACAAAUAGGUAUACUAUAACUUGUACACAAAUAUAACCAAUAUAGUCUAAUUGGAAUGUUUGAUACUACUUGUUAAACGUCUUAUAACAUGUUCACAAAUAUAACCAAGUAGUCUAAUUGGAAUGUUUGAUACUAUGUGUUUAAACAUACAUUAUACAAGAGCUAAAUCUGCCUAUUGCAGGUCUUUCUUUGUUAUAUAAAUUAUUAAUUAGACAUUUAUUAACAAAACAAGACCAUCGAUGGCAUCGGAUACUCGAGAUUUCAACUAGAUUAGAACGAUUCGCCAUUUGAAAAUUUAAUUUAAAAAUGGGAAAGCGAGGCUAAGAGCAUGGUUACCACUAUGCACACAUCUUGUCAAAACUACAAACAGAGAUAACUUGGCUCAGAAUAAAGUAAUUUGAAAGAAAUUUUCAGUAUUCCCUUUUUUGAUCAUCUAUAUUUGAAUUAUUAUGGCCAACUCUUUAUUAAACUCUUAAAGGCUCAAUACCACUCUUGUUGCAACUAAAUAAUAUUUCCCAAUCAUUAUUCUGGUCAACAAAUUGUACUAUUAUACAAUAUUCCAAUUAAUUGAUGAUACAAAUUUCAUCUUACCUAAUUUUAAAAAUUGGAAAAAUUCAACGAAAUGAUUUGAAAAGCCUGACGUAAAGCUUUUCAAAGGUUACUUGGAUUUAAAAAUAUUUUUGAACUCUCUGGACAAGUAAAAUAGGAUUUAAUGGAUAAUUUACACAACAGGUAGGACACUAACACAUCUAGUACUUAGAAUAAGGCUAUUUUUUAUUUUCUGGAGCUUUCAAGCCAGCAAGAGUGUUAUUGUCCCUUUAAAUAAUGUAUCUUUAACAUCUUAUAACAUGUCUACUAAUAGUAUUUGGGUGUUGCCAUGGUUAUUAAUAACUAUGAGAUUGUAUAUCACUUUACCUUCCAAACUAUGUUCAAGGAUGUUGAUGAACGAAGUAAUUCAUUGAUACAUUUAACAGAUUUAAAUAUGAUGUAUAUAUAUAUAUAUAUGUUAUUGUUUAAAUUAUAUUUUUGAAUUUCA